Messenger RNA from Betta splendens (Siamese fighting fish), 1565 nucleotides. Its product is annotated as neuromedin-U receptor 1-like. Gene Ontology annotation, biological process: G protein-coupled receptor signaling pathway. The transcript is spliced from 4 exons. Gene Ontology annotation, cellular component: plasma membrane. NCBI's taxonomy places the organism in Eukaryota, Metazoa, Chordata, Actinopteri, Anabantiformes, Osphronemidae. The record is from RefSeq and is a predicted model, not a curated record. Gene Ontology annotation, molecular function: neuromedin U receptor activity. Bases 1 to 1260 code for a protein of 419 amino acids.
AUGGCGCGGCCCAACUGCUCCCUGGAGGCUCUCCUGAGCAGCGACGGCCCCGUGUACCAGGGCGCCGGCUGCCCGCGGGCCGCCGUGCUGUGCGGCAUGAACGUCUCCUGGGUCCUGGCCGACGCCACCGCGCAGGACCUCCAGGAGCUGUGUCUGAGCGAGGAGGCGUACCUGGCGCGGCACCUGGGGCCGCCGCGGAGCCCCGCCUUCCUCCCCGUGUGCGCGGCCUACCUCGCCAUCUUCGCGGUGGGCGUCCUGGGCAACUCCCUCACCUGCGUGGUCAUCCUGCGCUACAGGGUGAUGCAGACGGCCACCAACUACUACCUGCUGAGCCUGGCCGCGUCCGACCUGCUGGUGCUGCUCGUGGGCAUGCCCCUGGAGCUCUACGAGAUGUGGCGGAACUACCCCUUCCCGCUCGGCGCGGGCGGCUGCCGCUUCCGCACCUUCCUGUUCGAGGCCGUGUGCUUCGCGUCCGUGCUCAACGUCACGGCGCUCAGCGCGGAGCGCUACGCGGCCGUGGUGCACCCGCUCAGGGUGCGGCGCGUGGCCACGCGGGCCCACGCCAGGAGGGUGGUCGCGGCGCUGUGGGCGGCGUCCAUGCUGUGCGCCGUGCCCAACGCCAGCCUGCACGGCGUGGCGCUGCUGCCGCCCAAGUUCGGCCGCCGCUUCCCGCGCUCCGCCAUCUGCCAUCUGGUCGGGCCCGCCUGGAUCUACAGCGUGAUCAUCCUGGCGUCCACCCUGGUCUUCUUCCUGCUCCCCAUGCUGAUCAUGAGCGUGCUCUACCUGCUCAUCGGCCUGCAGCUGCGAAGGGACCGGGCGCUGGCGGUUCUGGACCGCGGCGGCGCCUCCGGAUCCGGGGGCCUCUCGCAGUCCAACACCCACAGACUGACCAAACGCAAUGUGCAGGUCACCAAGAUGCUGUGCGUGCUGGUGGCGGUCUUCGGCCUCUGCUGGGCCCCCUUCCACGCCGACCGCCUGAUGUGGAGCUACAUGGACGCCGCCUCCGAGCAGCACCUCCGGGCCUUCGAGCGCGUCCACGUGGUGUCCGGCGUCUGCUUCUACCUGAGCUCCACCAUCAACCCCAUCCUCUACAACGUCAUGUCCACCCGCUUCAGGGAGAUGUUCUGCCGCGUCACGUGCUACUCCAACGGCUGGCCCAAGGCCGCCAGCGUGCAGAUGACCCAGCGCAGCAACCUGACUCCGAGUCCUUUGAACGGAAAGGUUUUGUCCCCGAGGAUUCGCCGACCAGCGGCUACGUGAGACACCUGUAAAGAGGCGCAUUUAAGGAUAAUACACACGCUCCCAUGUGCUGCACACUCUUCAGAAGCAUCCGAACGUUCUCCAGACGGCAGAAUCCUCUUCAUUACCUUCAGUCACACUUUGAUGGAGGACUAAUGUGACGCCGCCCAGAAUGCAGACGGCAACUGUAAUUCUCAUUUUGAGGCAGUGAAAACAGCAGCAGUUAAUUAAAGCAGGGAACCGAGGUCUUUUAGUAGUGUUUGUAAUAAUUCUGUAUUUCUGUAACAAACACGUUUGUGAUUUUCAGAUAGUAGAACAAACUGUGU